AUCACAUAGGAAAUUAUAGCGGUGUGUAAACAUGGUGUCGAACAACCCGGUAUGCGACAAAGAUGUAAAACGACCUUGAAUGAGAUGUAAACAACAAGUGUAGGAUGUGGAGAUUUAUCUAUAGAAAAGUGAAUGGCCGUCCCGGCAAUUCAUCUCUUCGUCUUGGGCAGAUUCAAGCUGCUGAGAAGAAUGAAGAUAAGAAUAGCUCAUACCCUGAAGAAAAAGAUAAAGGACUUCAAAAGUCUUUAAGGUAUCAUGGCAAAGCAUUACUGGUAACAGAGGCCAGAAAAUGGGAAGAACAAGAGACCGAAACUUUGAAGUCUGGCUUCGACCUCGUGCGAUGUAUUUUGCACAACAUUCAGAACGCCCAGAAAAAUCGAACCCUAAGUUUCUCGAAUUGUUUUGCCAGAGGAAAGGAAGAUGAAAAUUCUAAGGCAUUCCAUGGGGAAUUGGGAUCGUGGUGUUCAGGGGUGCUUGCCCUUUCCAGCCUUCUAGUUUGCCGCAGGUUCUUUACAGAUGAAAAGUCUCUAUGGAAUGUUAAUAUCAAAAAAAUUCCCUCUCAUGUGUUGUCAAAGAUUUUGCCAGAGAGCAGAUUCCAUACUACUCUUGGAGUGUUGCCUUUGGCUGGAAGCUCUCAAGUCCACAAUGUGGGAAAUGCUAUGACAUCAGACCCUCUAGAUCAAGCUAUUGCUACAUUCCAGGCUUCUUUCAGUGAAUGCACAGCAGCCACCCAAAAUAAGCUCGGCAUAAAGUUUGCAUCACUAAAGCAGCACCAAAAGGCAUUUCUCCUUUUCAUGCAAGCCAGUGACCGAGGGCACCGUAUGGCACAAUUUAACCUGGGUUUGUGUUAUGAGAAUGGCAAAGGAGUGGAAAAAGAUUUGGCUAAAGCAGUAGAGUGUUAUGAAAAUGCUGCAGCUCAGGGCCAGGCAGGAGCCAUGUAUAAUCUUGCUAUUCUUUACAUGCAGGGAGAUGGGGGCCUCUUGAAAGAUCCUCAACACUCAAUUGAGCUUCUCAAAGAAGCUGCAGAACAUGGCCUGUGCAAGGCACAGUCAUUUCUAGGAUUGUACUAUGCUGAUGAAUCUUCCGGCCAUUGUGAUUAUGAAAAGGCAGUUCCUUAUCUUAAAAUGGCAGCAGCUAAAAAUGAUUCAUCAGCAGAGUAUAAUCUUGGAAUAUGCUAUGAGCGGGGUCUUGGUGUUGAGAGAGACAUGUCCAAAGCUGGAAUAUUUUACAAGUCUGCAGCUGAGCAUGGACAUACUGGAGCCCAGUACAAUGUAGGAGUGUUCUUUGAGCAUGGCCUUGGUGGCUUUGUGGUUGAUAAGAGGGAAGCUGCUCGAUUUUACCGCAUGGCAGCAGAGGCAGGAGAUGAAGAUGCUCUUCAUAAUCUUGUACUCCUUAGAAAGUCAGUGGAGACAGAAAAGCUGGCGAAACAGUCAGUAAAGCCUCAAACCCUGGUGUUCUCUUUGCUUAAGGAAAUGGUCAAGCCAAGUGGAAUGAGUGGUCAUGUGACACAGGAGAAUCAAGGUAUACCUCGCUGUGCAUCCAGUCCUGGCAUUCUGGAUCAGCCUGACAUUGAGCAGCAAAGUACUCCUUCAAGUACAUCUUCAAAUGCAUUGCUGGCAUUUUAACACAAAGGAAAUUUAGGUCAACAUCAAAUUUCAUAGGUGCCUUUCCGAUAGAACAGUAUGCUCUAUCUCCACCCAAUAAUCACUUAUGACAGAAACCUCACUGAAUGUGACUCUCAAUAAUUACCUUAAUACCUGUAUCUUGAAGGUAGUGACAGUUUUUAUUAAUUAUUAGAAGUAGUUGUGAAACAUUGGAGAUAUUCAGUUACAAAAUAUAUGUGCCGGUAGUAUCUGGUCAGGAUGUAACACUCUUGUAAAUAGGUUUUCUUUAUUUGGAAAAUUUAAGACUCUCUCUUUUGAUACAACUUUCAUAAUUUUGUAAUUUUGUUGUAUAUAGUAUUUACCUGAAGGUAUUUAGGAAAAAAUAGUUUAUUAACUAAAAGUUAACUCAAAGUUCCUAAAUUUAAUACACUUCUCAUUAAAAUAGAGGAGGAAUAACUGUAAAUUUCUAGUAAGGAUUUCAAAAGGAGUAUUAACAAUAAAAGUGCGACAUGA
Messenger RNA from Pocillopora verrucosa, 2117 nucleotides. RefSeq lists its product as uncharacterized. Gene Ontology annotation, molecular function: protein binding. The record is from RefSeq and is a predicted model, not a curated record. Lineage: Eukaryota; Metazoa; Cnidaria; Anthozoa; Scleractinia; Pocilloporidae.